This is a messenger RNA of Anoplophora glabripennis (Asian longhorned beetle), 366 nucleotides long. RefSeq names its product probable RNA-binding protein EIF1AD. Gene Ontology annotation, biological process: translational initiation. Lineage: Eukaryota; Metazoa; Arthropoda; Insecta; Coleoptera; Cerambycidae. The record is from RefSeq and is a predicted model, not a curated record. Bases 1 to 366 code for a protein of 121 amino acids. Gene Ontology annotation, cellular component: nucleus. The transcript has a single exon. Gene Ontology annotation, molecular function: RNA binding; translation initiation factor activity.
AUGCCGAAAAGAUUCCGCGGAGGCGUUUGGGUAAAAAAAGGAGACUUUGUCUUAGUGGAACCCAUCGAAGAAGGCAAUAAGGUGAAAGCGGAAAUAGUGAAAAUUCUAAGCACCGAUCAAAUAAAGUACUAUAAAAUGAACAACGUUUGGCCGGGGGAGUUUUGUGUUGACACCGACGAUAAGAAAAAACAUGAAGGAGAUUCUGAUGAUGGUCUUUUCGUAAACCCAAAUAGGCCCACAUUUAGUGAUAGUGGAUCUAGUGACUCAGAUUCUAGUAUUGAUUCGGAGGGUGAGGACUGUGAUAAGCGUGUGGCUUCUAGAUGUAGUGACUCUGGUAGUGUGACAGAGGAAAAAAGAAAUAAAUAA